UUCCAAAAAAAAAAAAAAAACGUCCUCGACAACAGUGUAUUACAAUUAGGCAUUACCCAAAGAGCUAUCCAGUAGCUCUUCGUUCUCCUCAUCAAAAAGGUUUCCGAUUCCAAAGCUUCAAAGCUCUCCAGCGAUCGUUUUACAAAUCGGCGAGCAAACUCUGACCAAGGGUUGAGCUGGUUAGUUUGAAGCGUGCUGGAAAAUUGGAAGAGCUAUGAUAUUAUACUUAAAGGUUAUCUAACAAGAAUGCCAGGCAUACCUCUAGUGACUCGAGAAACAUCGUCCUAUUCAAGAAGCACAGAUCAGAUGUGCCGUGAAGAUUCCCGUAUCCAUUUAUCAGAAGAAGAGGAAAUUGCUGCUGAAGAGAGCUUAUCAAUUUACUGCAAGCCUGUAGAACUCUAUAACAUUCUUCAGAGACGUGCUAUAGGAAAUCCCUCAUUCCUGCAAAGAUGUUUGCACUACAAAAUUCAAGCAAAACACAAAAUGAGGAUACAAAUGACAGUGUCCUUGUCAGGGAUCGUGAAGGAGGGUGUACAAAAUCCAUGUCUGUUUCCUUUGUAUGUGUUGUUGGGAAGACUUGUUUCAGAUGCAGCAGUUUUGGAGUAUUCUGCAGUAUACCGCUUUCGGCGAGCAUGUAUCCUGACUAGUUUUGCUGGUGUUGAGGGGAGUUCUCAAUCGCAAGCAACUUUUCUUCUCCCUGAGAUAAAUAAGCUAGCAAUGGAGGUCAAGUCCAGCUCUCUUGCCAUAUUAUUUAUUAGCUUUGCUGGAACCCAAAAUGCUUUGUGUGGAGUUGACUCAAUUAGGGAUCCAAUGGCAAAUCCUGGAGGACACUGCCUUUGGGGUAAAAUACCACUGGAGGUGCUCUGUACAUCAUGGGAGAAAUCACCAAACCUGAGUUUGGGACACAGAGCUGAGGUCAUGUUUACCAUUGACAUGUGGUCUUGCUUCUUGAAGGUGAAUUGUUUGAAUGACAAGUGCAUCUCAAUCCAAAGUCCUAGUAAUUCUUUAACAAUGCAGGUGCAACUCACAAUUUCUGCAGAGGUGGUUGGGGCAAAAGAAAAAUCUCUUUAUAAUUUAUACACAUACAGUGACAUCUCGUCAUCAUUAUCUCAUAUUAUUCGGUUGAGAGCAGGAAAUGUGUUAUUCAAUUACAGAUAUUACAACAACAAAUUGCAAAAGACUGAAGUUACGGAAGACUUCUCUUGUCCGUUCUGCUUGGUAAAAUGUUCAAGUUUUAAGGGCCUGAGAUAUCAUUUGCCCGCUUCACAUGAUCUCUUUAACUUUGAAUUUUGGGUAACCGAAGAGUAUCAGGCUGUUAAUGUAUCUGUCAAAACUGAUAUUUUGAGAUCUGAGAUUUUAGCUGAUGGAAUUGAUCCUAAGCAACAAACGUUCUUCUUUUGCUCAAAGCAACGAAGACAUAGAAGAGCUAACCUGGUGCAAAAUGCAAGGCAUGUGCAUCCGCUUGGUUUAGAGUCGAAACUUUUGGACAAGCCUCAUGGCUUGACAAGUGGUGCUGGACAGUCAUAUUCUGAUCUUGAACAUGUACAAUCGGAGCCUGGAAACAAUCUUGCACCUCCUGCAAUGCUGUCAUUUGCAAAGACAAGAAAGUUAUCAAUAGAACGUCCUGAUCAGAGGAACCGUAGUCUCCUUCAGAAGCGUCAGUUUUUCCAUUCACACAGAGCACAGCCAAUGGCAAUGGAGCAAGUAAUGUCUGAUCGGGAUAGUGAGGAUGAAGUUGAUGAUGAUGUUGCUGAUUUUGAAGAUCGAAGGAUGCUUGAUGAUUUUGUUGAUGUGACAAAAGAUGAGAAGCAAAUGAUGCACUUGUGGAACUCCUUUGUAAGAAAGCAGAGGGUGCUAGCAGAUGGUCACAUCCCAUGGGCAUGUGAAGCAUUUUCAAAAUUGCAUGGACGUGACCUUGUCAAAGCCCCAGCUCUUAUAUGGUGUUGGAGAUUAUUUAUGAUUAAAUUGUGGAAUCACGGUCUCCUUGAUGCACGAACAAUGAACAAUUGUAACAUUAUUCUUGAGCAAUAUCAAAAGGAGGACUCGGAUCCCGUGAAAUGCUAAAGGAAAUCUGCCUUGGACGAAGGCCCGCUAUUGAACCUUGACGGCCAAGAGCAAAGUUUUCUCCCUGGAUCCCUAUGAUGGCUAGGGUCACCACUUUUCUGUAUCAUGCGCUGUAUUAUGUCAUCUGUUGAAUUCUAGUGUUGUAUGUUGUACAAUUUACUGUUAUGAUAUAGGCAAAUUUUUGUUCAGACAUCUCCACAAGGCUCCAUGACACGAGACAUUUGUCCCA
Molecule: messenger RNA, 2293 nt
Organism: Rubroshorea leprosula
Lineage: Eukaryota; Viridiplantae; Streptophyta; Magnoliopsida; Malvales; Dipterocarpaceae
Source: the annotation of a GenBank genome assembly